This is a messenger RNA of Chinchilla lanigera (long-tailed chinchilla), 1692 nucleotides long. RefSeq names its product chromosome unknown open reading frame, human C1orf74. The record is from RefSeq and is a predicted model, not a curated record. NCBI's taxonomy places the organism in Eukaryota, Metazoa, Chordata, Mammalia, Rodentia, Chinchillidae. Bases 430 to 1221 code for a protein of 263 amino acids. The transcript is spliced from 2 exons.
ACACUUCCGGUACGUCACCGGACGGCCCUGCCUGUGUUCUAACGCGAGGCAAGCGGACCCAUUGGGUGACGUCACCUAACCGGGAGCGGAGUGCGGAGUCCGAGUGGGUGCGCAUGCGCAACAGGCUAUUUUCACGCACCUGCGGCCGUGUCCGCUGCUAGAAUCCGGCGCGCGGGGUUUCCAGCGCUGUGGCUCGGUACUGGGGUCUAGCGCUUUCCCCUGCAGCAGGCAAGAAACCGGAAGGAGUUCCGGAGCCCGCGAACCAGCAGCGGAAGUGGAAACAGUGAGUAAGUGAGGGAGAAUUCUGCCUCAUGUAACAAGUCACUGUCAUCUUAAAUGUGAGGCUCAAAUGUCUGGAGCUGAGAUGCGACCAGGGAAAGGAACUGUGGCUAGCUAAGGAGGCCAUGCCUGAAGUUGCUUCCAGAUCUCAUGUCAACACCAAGCCCUCAGCUGCUGGUGGCAGCUGCUCAACAGACCCUGGGCAUGGGAAAGAGAAAAGGUCCAUCUAGAGCCAUCUGCCUUCACUUAGCUGGAGAGGUGCUAGCUGUGGCCCGAGGGCUGAAGCCAGCGGUGCUCUAUGAUUACAACUGUGCAGGAGCAUUGGCUCUCCAAAGUUAUCUGGAGGAGCUGCAGAGGCUGGGUCUCCUCAGCCCAGGACUUCACAUUCUUGAGAUUGGAGAAGACUGCCUUAUUGUCAGUCCUAAGCAUGCAUGUCAGCACUUGCAGCAGGUGCUGCAUGGUACUGUAGCAUUGGUGGAUGUUUCUAGCUCCCAACCAUACCCUUCCCUCUGUUCCCUGGACCAGCUUCAGGACUUGAAGGUUUUUGUAGCUGAGAUCACCAUGCAUUUGCAGGAGCUGCAGAGAGACCUAUCUCUAGGAGUCUGUCCUAGCAGGCUACAUUCCUCAGACUGGAAUCUGUGUACUGUAUUUGGGCUUCUUCUAGGCUAUCCUGUCUCAUACACUUUUCACCUGAACCAGGGGAGUGACAACUGCUUGGCCCUGACCCCACUACGGGUGUUCACUGCCCACACCUCGUGGCUUCCAGGUCAGCCCCCAGUCUUGCUGUAUUCUUUUAGUGUCCCAGAGAACUUGUUCCCAAACUUGAGGCACAUUCUAAAUGCCUGGGAGAAGGACCUCAGAACCCGAUUCAGGACUCAGGAUGACUUUGCUGACCUCUGUAUCACCUCUGAAAUAGUCACAGUGCCAGCUGUGGCCCUCUGACUUUAGCUGUCCUCCUAUAUAAAAGGCAUCCUAUAAGUGAUCAUCUCUGUGUUGAGGAUGUCAACUAGUAAUCAUUUAAAGUACCAAUUCUAAGUGUUUGGAGAGCACUAGGAAAAAAUGCUGUAAUCUAUCUGCAAAACAUGAGAAUGGGAAUUGGUAGUAGUGGUGGUAGCAGUGGUAGUACAUAUUUGGCAUUUCUAUAUUAGGGAGUUUUCUAUGAGCAGAGAUGCCUGUUUUUGUUUUUGUUUUGUUUUUUUUUGUACCGGGAAUUGCACUCAGCACCUUGUGCUUGCCAGGCAGGUGCUGUGCUGCUGAGCUAUAUCCCUGGUCCUUAAUUUUUCAUUAAGAGAUAGAAAGGAAGUGACAAGUGGGGAAAAGUGAGUUGUGAAGGACAAGUAGCCCUUCUGUCUUGCCCUGUGAUGAUGGUGUUUUCUAGGAGGGGAGCAGGCUGGUGUGUUUGUGCAUGUUUAU